AUGCUUGACAAGGGAUAUGUACAGAAGGAAAAUGUAAAGGAGUCGACAUUUUACAGUCAGGAGAUUGUGGCAAUAGCAAGGCGCAAAGGAAAUCUUUUCAAAAUGAUGCUCAGGAGAGAAGAAGAGACAAGUUUGAUUGUUCAGUCGAUCAAAGUAUGGCAUGAAAGACGCGCCCAUCAAAAUGUGAAGUAUGUGAUGGACAUACUGAAAAGAAAAGGUAUCAAGUAUGUUGAUGACUGGAAUAAUUAUGUGUGCACGGGGUGCUCAUAUGGAAAGCAACAUCGAUCCUCACACCCGAACAACCCCAAGACAGCCCAGCAGCCAUUAGAUCUUGUGCAUGUUGACACCGGCGAGAUGAACAUCCGAUCUCUAGGAGGAUCAAAGUAUUGGCUCAUGUUGAAAGAUGAUUUCACCCACUACUGA
Arctia plantaginis is the source of this 423-nucleotide messenger RNA. NCBI's taxonomy places the organism in Eukaryota, Metazoa, Arthropoda, Insecta, Lepidoptera, Erebidae. The record is from the annotation of a GenBank genome assembly.